AUUUGCAUCCGGCUCGGGGGGAAUGACCGCCGGAGUCGUUCUGCUCCCGAACUUAUAAUAACUUACACACCGCAGCGUCUCAGUAUCCCAAACGCAACGGAUAUCCACCAACUGCCACUGCCCUUAGGCGUUCUACCCUGGGGCCAUGUUACCCAAUCGCCAAUCGUCAGAGUCCGAACUCGACAUGACCCAAGACACCACCCCACCGGCGGCGAGGAGAACACGCGGACCACGCGUCUCCCGGGCUUGUGCGCGAUGUCGGUUAGGAAAACUGCGAUGCGACGGCCAAACGCCCGCAUGCGCCCCCUGUGCCGAUAGGGGUCAUAGCUGUGUUUAUCCGGCCACCCAACGAAUGCGCGGGCCGGGAAAGAGUAAACAACGCAUCGAAGCCCUCGAAGGGCGCUUGGCCGCUCUGGAGUCCAGGCUUCGACUGGAGUCGAGGACCGACCUGUCAGAGAUGGCUCUUAGGUCCCCUGAAUCGAUGCCGAGUACCCAUGCGAGUUCUUCGCCUCCCAACUCAAGGGACAUCUCGGCAUUUGGAGGGUUGAUGCUUCCCUUCCACCAGCUGUCCCAGCGUUCCACGGUCGAAGAGUGCACGAAACCUCUCGACCGGCUAGUCAUGUCCCCCCUGAGUGUAGAAGCAUCCGACUUGGGGCUGAUAGAGAAGUUUAUUGGCGAUGUGUGCGCAGAGCUUCCAUUCAUGAGGCCACAGUGGUUCAUCGAUCAGAUCAGUCUCCCCGGGGCAACCGGCGUAUCAGAAGCAUGGUGGCAGGGCAUCACCAACGCAAUUACCGCCAACGCCAUUUACUUCAAGGCACCCGACAGUCCUUUUCGCGAGGUGGCCGCGUACGCCUGGGCCUUUUUCCGAAACGCCUACGCUGUCCUCCCCGAGCUCAUUCUCAACGGGAAUAACUUGGGUGCUGCGCAAGCCAUCAUGGCUAUGGCCAUGUUCAUGCGGCAGUCAGCAGACACAAGGGCAACGGCGCUCCUGUUUUCGCUCGCCGUUAGGAUACAGCUCUCCGCCGGGUUGGAUGUGAAAGCCGCGUCAGAGAGUGUUACGUCCCCAGUCGACGAGGAGAAUCGUAACCGGCUCUUUUGGGCGGCCUUCAUUUUCGACAUGGACAUGGCCGUGAACACCGGGCUCCCUCCCGUGAACGCCGAUGAGGUAGUUAGGCCGGGUCGGCCAGGCGGGCAUUGUCCCCAACAUGGAGCAUUAUCCCCUCCAGAUGCGCUUAGCCACGGGGGCUGGGAGGAUAUUGUUUUCAGGCUUAGGGUAGAGCUCGCCGGAAUCCAGCGGCGCAUCGCGAUCCAGUUCGUUGCUGCCAACCAGGCUGAGCUCUUCGCCCUGGAGUCGGAAAUUGAGGCAUGGAGCCUCCGGGUACCAGUCAGCAUUCGUCCCGACUGGCCUGACAAACCCCAGAGUGCCAGCAGCGACGACGAGGUCGCGGGCGUGUCCAUCGCCAUGUUACACUUUGCGUACUACAACAGCGUGGCCAUGAUCUGUUGGGCCGCGAUUCGACAUGUCGCAUCGCAACUAGUGGAAUCGCCCCGAACCCUUGAUUCUCCUAUCGACUCAACGGUAAACGACCGGAUGGGUGGCCACAAAAGCGUCGCCAGGGCCGCUGCUAGAGCCUCCAUAUGCUGCAUGUCACGAUUCCCAACGCAGGUGUUCCCUGAACUCUGGAGAGCAUUGUGUCACCCGGUUGCUGCUAGCAUAGCCCUCAUGGCCCUCGUAUGCAAGGAACCGACACACCCAGAAGCCCAAGGUGAUUUGUUGCUGCUUUCCUGGUUCGCUGGGUUCCUGGAAAGAAUGGUACGCGACGAGGGUUACGAUCUCGAGAGGAUGCGAGACGGAAUCUGCACGUUUGAGAAGGUCGCGACCCACGCUGUCAGCGCGGCCAUGACCUCUGACAUGCCUGUGAACCCGGCGCUGUGGCCCCUGACCCUGGCAUCAGGCCAUACCGGCAAGGCCCUUGCUACGAUGCUAACAUGCGCCUCGUAUCACCCUAUGUAUAUCGCCCAGUCCUUCAUGAGCAACACACCAAAUCGCGACCACGACAAUGCGAAGAAACUCGCCGAUAUCCUGGGUCUGCAAUGGGGCAACAAUGAUUACGGCCCCUUCGUGCCGGACUCUUUGAUGCCCUCCACUUAUGGGUUCACGUUUAGCUCCAGCGGUCUGCGGUAGACGACAUUUUAUGAGGGUAGGUGUCUACCAAAGCUGGGGGCUCAACGACGAAGGGAUCGUCAACCGGAUUCCACGGAUAAAGCUAGAAUGACGCCGCGGGGAUCGAUCUGUCGAACCUAGCAGAGGCGAGGGCGGGUUUAUUCAACUGAAUCCGAAGGAUACGGAUAAAGGUCAAGCAGGGCUCAGAGAGAGAGACUAAAAAGGCCUUGAACACGGAUCGAAUUUAUGCCACGGGGUAGGGAGGUCGU
This is a messenger RNA of Chaetomium fimeti, 2433 nucleotides long. RefSeq lists its product as uncharacterized. The coding region runs from base 146 to 2185 and encodes 679 amino acids. The record is from RefSeq and is a predicted model, not a curated record. Gene Ontology annotation, molecular function: RNA polymerase II cis-regulatory region sequence-specific DNA binding; DNA-binding transcription factor activity, RNA polymerase II-specific; zinc ion binding. The transcript is spliced from 5 exons. Gene Ontology annotation, cellular component: nucleus. Gene Ontology annotation, biological process: DNA-templated transcription; positive regulation of transcription from RNA polymerase II promoter by galactose. NCBI's taxonomy places the organism in Eukaryota, Fungi, Ascomycota, Sordariomycetes, Sordariales, Chaetomiaceae.